This is a messenger RNA of Anneissia japonica, 4689 nucleotides long. Its product is annotated as WD repeat-containing protein 60-like. Bases 129 to 3140 code for a protein of 1003 amino acids. The record is from RefSeq and is a predicted model, not a curated record. NCBI's taxonomy places the organism in Eukaryota, Metazoa, Echinodermata, Crinoidea, Comatulida, Comatulidae. The transcript has 28 exons. Gene Ontology annotation, molecular function: dynein light chain binding; dynein heavy chain binding. Gene Ontology annotation, cellular component: cytoplasmic dynein complex. Gene Ontology annotation, biological process: intraciliary transport.
GAGGUUAGGUAUCUAAUAUACAAUCGCAUGCGCAGAUAAGUCAUUCCUUCUUUACCAAAACAUUCAUUAUGCCGUGGUCUGAGUAGGCAGUGACUAGAGGGUUUACUUUCACUUUUUUUUUUUGGAAAAUGCCUUCUGAAAGGCGUAAAAAAUUGGUGGAUACAUGGGGUGAAGAUGAAUUGAAGAACUCCAUGAAAGAAUCUCGAAAAGAGAGAUCAAAGGAUUCAAAAAGUAGAAGAGAUGGAGAACGGGAUGAUCGUGAAAGGAGGAAGCGAAAAGAGGAAAAAGAUCAAGGAAGUAGAGAGAAAGACAGACGAGAGACAAGAGAUCGAGAAAACAGAAGAGAACAUAGGGACGAUGAGAAAGAUGAUCGAAGACAUAGGGAGGAUAAGGAACGGAGAAGGCCAAAAGAGGAUGACGAUGAAAGGAGGCGGAGGAAGAAGGAAGAAGAACGAUCAAAAUCUGGGAGACAUGGCAAUGAUAAAAAAAAAGAUGAUGAUGAUAGGGAAAGGAGAAAACAUAGAAGAGAAGAAGAAGACAGAGAUCAUGAAAAAGAUGACAAGGAGAGGAGGAGGAGGAGAAGGCAUGAGGAUGAUGAUGAAAGGAAAGAUUCUGGAAAAAGAAGGGAAAGAAAACAUCGGGAUGAAACGGAGGAGGAACGAAGAAAACGAAAAGAAAAGGAACGUGAAAGGCGACAUAGAGAAAAGGAAGCUGUAGAAAAUGGUAGCGCUCAUAAAGAUCGUAGAAGAUCUGAGAGACGAGAAAGAGACCACGACAGUGACAGCAGGGAUAGAGAGAGGAGAAGAGAAGACAGAAAACACAGAGAGGAUCAACGAAAACAUGAAGACAAUGAUGAGAAUAAACAUAGAGAACGUCGUAGAAGGCCUAGUGAUGAUGAUAGAGAUCGAAGGAAACAACAUAAGGAGGAAAAGGAUGACAGCAGAAAAACGGGAAAAUCUAAAGAAGAGGAAUUUCAUGAUGAGGAAGCAGAGAAGCAGUCAGAGAUACAAAGGAAAGAGAAACUUAACAACCAUGAGGGCUUUGGACAGACAUUCCUAAUUGAACCAACGGAAUCAGCUGAGGUUAUCAACGAUGAAGAUCUGAAACCUGAGAAAAUAAGUGAGAAACAGCAACAAAAUCUUGAUGAAGAUGAAGAUAAUUAUGAUGAUGAUGAUUUUGAGGAUUAUGAUGAUGAUGAUUUUGAAGAUGACAAUGAAGAUGAUGAAUCCGAAAAAACUCCAGUCACAAAAUCUGAAUAUGAUGAGCUGCGUAGAGCAAUGGCUGAGGAAAAUGAGGCAACAUUAAGAAGGAGCAUGGGAGGCGGAACAUCAUCAUCAUCCUCAUCAUCACGACCUACAACUUCUAGAACUGGUCGUACAUUCGUUAAUUUUGUUGCUGCAAAACAGCGUCAAAUCAGCGACAAGGUCUCGCAGAAAACCCGUAAGCGCGGCAAGGAACUAAUGGCUCUACUUGACCUGGAUGUAGUUAACUUUGACCUCUUGGACAUGGCACCAGUGAAUGAGUAUGAUCUUUAUAUUAGAAGCUUUGGACAGUCUAAUACAAAACAGGCUUAUGUCCAAUGUAAUGAAGACAACCUAGAACGUGAAAUUCAGACUGAAGAGAUAGAAGUAGACACAAAAUGGACGCAGCAUCCUGCAGACGAUUCAAGAGGAUGUGGCGGAGAAGGUUCAUCAAAGGAGGACGAGAAUAACACUAUGUUUAAGGGAGAAGAUUCCAUGCGACUUGCUCGCUUCCUGGACAAAGCUGCCAACGUAAUCAGCACGCUGUUGGAAGAAGAGGCGGCAGGCAGCCAUCAUAGUAGUCUCCAAUCCAGUAACCUUUGUUUUAGUCGAGGUUUCACUAACCUCACAACCAAUCACACUUUCCUUGAAGGGCGUGAUGUGUUGCAAGUGCAAUUUCACCCUGUACAGACCAAUCUACUACUUACAGCUCACACUUUACCUAGGCUUGACGAUAAGAAAGCAAAGACAAAGUCAAUUUCAAAACAUCCUUUAAGUGGUUGUGGUCUUAUAUGUCUCUGGAACCUGAAUAUGCCAACUAAACCACAGAAAGUUCUGUCUUGUCAGUCACCCAUUAGUUGCUGCUGUUUUAGCCCUUCUAAAACAUCAUCUGUGUUUGCUGGAACUGAGGAUGGCUCGGUUGUUGCAUGGGACCUGAGGGAGCCCUCAUUCAUGCAUUCUUUUUAUCCAGUCAAUGAGGGAAAGGUUGAAGUUCAGGUCCCUACAUAUAGCACAGAUGGUGUAUCGAAUGAGGAUAAUCAUCAUAGCUGUGUAGUAUCAAUCCAGCCAGUAGUCUCCAUAACAGACAGCAUGCAGUCUGCUAGGGAAGAAGGCUUAGCAUUCCAACUAGCCUCCAUGGAGCAGAAUGGAAAAGUUAAUUUCUGGGUUGUCAUGGAAAUAGAGAAAGCAGAUAUAGCAGGGUCUGAAUACGAUUUAGGCCUGGUUCCAGGAGGGAAGAUUAAGCUGAUGAAGAGUUCAUUUAUAAUGUUGAAAGCUAAACAAAGAGAUGUAAGCCAUCUGUCUGUUAGUCAUUUACACUUUUCUCAAUCUGAUGCUAAUCAUUUUUAUGCUACCACCGAUGCUGGAUAUAUUAUGCAUUGCACACGUAAUGGUACAGCUGACAUACCAAGGUUAUACCACACAAAAAUAGAUUUUCCUGUUGAUAUUCUAGCUGUUGAUUUUCAUCCUUUUGGUUUACCAUAUUUUCUGGUUGGGUGUAGAGAUGGAUGUAUUCGAAUGCAUCAUACAAAAUCAGAGUUUCCUGUGAUCACAUGGUUCAAUUCAACCAAUGGGAUGGACCUUGUGUCUUUAGCAUGGUCCCGUAGUCGGCCGGCAGUUUUCUUCUCAAUUGACGUUACUGCAAAGAUGUACAUAUGGGAUUUACUAAAAGGCGACAGCGGCCCAGUUCGGACUGAACAGUUUACACAUAAACAGUUGACAUGUUUAUCGUUAUCCAAUGAUCAUAGAGCCACCAGGACAGCAAUAUCUGUACGUGAACCUGAAAUGGCACUUUCGAGUGGAAAAGGAACAGUGGAAAUUCAUCGUCUAAAUGAGCAAUUCACUAAAGCAGAACAUGGGGAGCUAAGUCAGUGUAAAGAAUUUCUUCAGACAUUGAUGUGAGGUAUGAUGUCAUAGCUGGACUAGCUGCGGGGGUUGAGGGAGGGAUGGAGGGAGGGAGGGAGGAAAGCAGAGGUGUCAAAUAUUGUCAUAAUUUUAGUAAAAAUCACAAUAUAUUUCUAAAAACACUUAAUUGACUUGCAGUGUACCAAAAGAUAUAAGGUACAGUACUUUGAAAUACGAUAGAUUGGGUUUAAAAUAUUUAUUUUAUUUUUUUUCACAACCAUAACCUAGUGAGUACCAAGGUAUUUUUAAACACAUUUAAAUACAAUAAAACACAUACACAUCUCUAGACAUUAAAGUUUUACUGUGUCUGCAACAUUGCAUAUCUGUAAUAUACCCAUAUAUGGUAUGAUGAUGUCAUAUCACACCCAUAUAUGGCACAUAAUAAUUGAUAUUGUGGACAUUUAAGUGAUCCUUUUACAAUGAUAAUAAAAACAGAAAGGCCAAAACUCACAACUACAAGAAAUAAUAUGCGCCAGAACAAAACAGUUGUUAAUAUCAAAGGUCUAAUAUAAUAACAAGAAAGCACACUCCGCGAUUUUAUGCGUAACAAAUAGAAAUGUCGAAUUACAGUUGGUUACAGAAAAAAGAUCAAAGUAUUAUAACAACUAUGCUUUUUGAUUAGAAAGCUGGUUUUGAGAGAGGGCAUCCCAUUUCUUACCAUGGCUGUUACAGAAUUCAUAAAAUCAAAAUUUGUUUUUGUGAGUGGUGCCCUAGCAAAUGAGUACUUUUACAGAAUUUGCAGGCAGAAAGUAAAGAGUGCGCUAUCUUGUUAUAAUAUGUUUGGUUGUUAGGUAGAUUCUUUUAUAUCGCUAUACAGUAUAGGGGCAGAUUUACAGGGGAAAUGUCUCCUCCCUCCCCCAAAUUUUUUAAAAUUGGAAAAAAUAGAGAAUUGUGUGCAAAUUUAAGUCUGAGGGUGCCAUUUCCAUCCAUCUAGAGGUGCCACACUCAUUAAGUUUCUUACCUAGACCCUCCAUAUUUGAAAGUCCCUCCCUGGGCCCCCUCUAUUUUGAAUUCUGCCACUGAGAAUAGGGGAAAACUGGUAGUACUGUAUUAAAUAGUAUCACCUUGAAUUUUUGUUGUAUAUUUUAUUUAAAUUACUGCUCAAUUUCAACACUGAUGUAGUAAUAGGAAUAUAGGAAUACUGUGUGCAUUUAUUGCUAUGGUAAAGUAUAAUGCUGUGAUGCAUAUAUUUUACCACAAUUGUUUUUUAUUCCGUCCUUGUUUAUGUAUAAAAUACUUUAUGAAAUUAUAAUAAUAAAUAUCAUGAUCCUGUACAGACAUAGUUUACAACAGCUAUGCAGGGUUACGUUAAUGACCUUUUGAAUUUUGAAAACAUUUUGCGUUUUUCUAAGAUAUGAAAAAUAUUAUCUUUUAUCAUAAAUUACAAGUAUGUUUGUUUUUAAAAUAUUAUUGGUAUACAUUGUGAGAAAUAUUUUAGUAGAACUCUUGUUUUGUCUUCAAAAUUCGCUGAAACUCUACUGCUAGUGAUAUUUUGAAAUAAAACUACAAGCUUACUAGCUGUAAGUGCAAUGGUUGGUAAAAUGUG